CUCAGAGGACGCUAUUAAAAGCCGGACGCUUCCGGUGCACCCGAGCUGUGGCGGGGCUUGCUGGGAUCAUGGCGGAGAAUCACUGCGAGCUCCUGCCGCCGGCCCGGGGCGGCCUCGGGGCGGGGCUGGGGGGCGGCCUGUGCCGCCGCUGCAGCGCCGGGCUCGGCGCCUUGGCCCAGCGCCCCGGCAGCGUGUCCAAGUGGGUCCGACUCAACGUCGGCGGCACCUACUUUCUCACCACUCGGCAGACGCUGUGCCGGGACCCGAAAUCCUUCCUGUACCGCUUGUGCCAGGCCGACCCCGACCUGGACUCAGACAAGGAUGAAACAGGCGCCUAUUUAAUCGACAGAGACCCCACCUAUUUUGGGCCCGUGCUGAACUACCUGAGACAUGGCAAGCUGGUGAUUAACAAAGACCUCGCGGAGGAAGGAGUGUUGGAGGAAGCAGAAUUUUACAAUAUCACCUCAUUAAUAAAACUUGUAAAGGACAAAAUUAGAGAACGAGACAGCAAAACGUCGCAGGUGCCUGUGAAGCAUGUGUACCGCGUGCUGCAGUGCCAGGAGGAGGAGCUCACGCAGAUGGUGUCCACCAUGUCCGACGGCUGGAAGUUCGAGCAGCUGGUCAGCAUCGGCUCCUCUUACAACUAUGGGAAUGAAGACCAAGCUGAGUUCCUCUGUGUGGUGUCCAAGGAGCUGCACAACACCCCGUACGGUACGGCCAGUGAGCCCAGCGAGAAGGCCAAGAUUUUGCAAGAACGAGGCUCAAGGAUGUGAGGGGCACAGUGUUGACAGCUGAAGAAAUGAUUGACGUUUUCCCGAGAUGUAAUGAACUGCCAUGUCCAGGAAGCUUGGCUGUGAGGAGAAACCUGCUUUUGAUCAUUUUUCUAGAGAUCUGGGUGUGAAUCCUUUUUUGCCUCUGAGGUGGGUGGUGAGAGACGGGCCCAGCUGUCCAAGGCCAGACGUCCCCAAGUGGGGGGAGCGCGGCGGCCGGGUGGGCGCUGCCUCUUGGGGGGGCCUCGAUCUGUUUUUUCCAAGUGCCACAUGGGACUGAGGCAGACACUCCCAGUCAGCCCGCUCAAUCCUGAAGAUCGUGUGAAGGAAGCGUCCUUGGUGCUACACACAGUCUGGAAAAGCAGCCUGGGCUCCACUGGCAGGAAGCGGCCGCAGCCGCGUCGGUGUCCAGCACGUCGUGGCCUCUGGUCCAACCGCCAGGCCCUAGUGUCGGUCAGGGAGUCUGCUCUGCCUCCCAGGCAGGACCGCUGGUUUCUCUCAACCUUGCAGAGCUCCUGACAAAGGCGGCUUCUCCGUCGUCGCUACUUCCCGGCGCCAUUCCGAGGCCGGGCCUUCUUCUGACACAGGCUCCAACCCCGCCUGACCAAGCCCAGAACAGUCAAGGCUUCUCAAUUUGUAUUUUCCAGGCAAGAGAACUUUGUACCCCUUUUCUGUGUGGAUAGACUCCCCAGUGUUUAUACUCUGGAAAUGCCCACAGGGCUUGCUGCGUGGAGACUGAUCUGUUCCACCCGUUAGCGCGAGGUAGCAGUGUCGCCUCGUCCCUCCAACUGCGGGCUCACGGGGAGCUGGCGCCUGUCAGUGCCUUGUCGCGCCUGGCAUAGAGGUUGGGCUGGAGGCCUAUCCACUGGCUUCUGGAGCUGAAGGUCUGGGUCACGGUGAAAAUUCGGGAUGUUUACAGAGCAUCACAAAUGCCUCUCUCUCGCCGCUCUCUCAUUUUCUUUGUAUAACUAUGCAGCCUUCCCUCUCUUUCUGGGAUGUUUGGGACUUCACUCAACCUGCACGGGCUCUGCCCAACAUGCCGUGGGAGCUGCUGGGAUUCCUUUAGAAACCGCUGCCCGCAUGCUUUGAAAACAGACCUUUCUCAGCUGGCUGUGGGGACCUGUCAAGAGUCUGGGGACCUGGCGUGCAGGGCAGGCUCCAAGCGCUUUGCUUCCGGAACUCUGGCUUCCCAAGGGGCACUGUGCAGACUGACCACCGGCCUCCCACCUGCAGGUCAGAGGCUCUGACACUGUCUGGUUUCCAAUGCUUCUGGAGACUUCCUGCCUAGGCCUCAUCCUCUUCUUUGCCAGUCACCUGAUUAACAAAUUCUCCAGCAUUAGGACUUACCUCCUUCUUUUUGUAAGGUCUCUUGUAUGUUGUUAAAUGUUUGGCUUAAACAAUUUAUAAAAGCCUUUCUAGAAGGCAGACUUAGCCAUGGCCGACCCUGUCCUCCCCAGCAGAGCCUGGGAGGGAGGCGGCCGCUGCGGCUCCUGGGCGCCCUCUUUGGGGAGCUGCUGGCCGCUUAGCGUUGUUUGAUUUUUGACCUUGACAUAGUAGAUAGGCUUGUGGUUUUUUUAAUUUAAACAUAUUAAGACUUAAUUCACUAAAAUUUAUUCUAAGGGGAUAUUUAUACUUUUAUACUUUUUUAGGUAUCGUAUUUUAUCAGCUUACAGUUUAAUGCCUAAGUUUCCCCUGGAAAUAGCAAAUAAAAUUGUGUAUUUAUGAA
Messenger RNA from Nomascus leucogenys (northern white-cheeked gibbon), 2496 nucleotides. It is a transcript of the gene KCTD5, whose product is annotated as potassium channel tetramerization domain containing 5. Gene Ontology annotation, cellular component: Cul3-RING ubiquitin ligase complex; cytoplasm. Gene Ontology annotation, molecular function: cullin family protein binding. Gene Ontology annotation, biological process: protein homooligomerization; proteasome-mediated ubiquitin-dependent protein catabolic process. The record is from RefSeq and is a predicted model, not a curated record. NCBI's taxonomy places the organism in Eukaryota, Metazoa, Chordata, Mammalia, Primates, Hylobatidae.